This is a messenger RNA of Dendroctonus ponderosae (mountain pine beetle), 2993 nucleotides long. Its product is annotated as V-type proton ATPase 116 kDa subunit a 1. Bases 277 to 2838 code for a protein of 853 amino acids. Gene Ontology annotation, biological process: proton transmembrane transport; vacuolar acidification. The record is from RefSeq and is a predicted model, not a curated record. Gene Ontology annotation, molecular function: proton-transporting ATPase activity, rotational mechanism; ATPase binding. Gene Ontology annotation, cellular component: vacuolar proton-transporting V-type ATPase complex; vacuolar proton-transporting V-type ATPase, V0 domain; plasma membrane. NCBI's taxonomy places the organism in Eukaryota, Metazoa, Arthropoda, Insecta, Coleoptera, Curculionidae. The transcript has 15 exons.
ACUUGACAUUCAAACUUGUGUUAUUAUUGUGCGCGUCCAUGCGGUCAUUUCGGUCCGUGUUCGCUGGACGGAACAACCAUUUUAUUCAUGUGAUAACAAUUAUUAGUGUAUUCGUGCAUUUUAUUAUUUUAUUCCAUUAAAUUACUGUGUUCUGUUCUUUUGGAAUCAUCCCCUUCCUGGCUUCAACUAACGAUUGCGCUAAAGUGUCGUUUUAUUAUUUGUUAACUUAUCAUCAGGCUUAUUUUUACUGCAGGUUUUCUCAUUUAAUUUGCCAAAAUGGGGGCAAUGUUCCGCAGCGAGCAAAUGGCUCUGGCCCAGCUAUUCAUCCAACCAGAGGCUGGGUAUUCUGCCAUAUCCGAGAUCGGUGAAGUUGGAUGUGUACAGUUUCGGGAUUUGAACAAAGAUGUUAACAUGUUCCAAAGGAAAUUCGUCAGUGAGGUGAGGAGAUGCGAUGAAUUGGAAAGGAAGUUACGAUUCAUUGAGUCUGAAGUCAGGAAAGACAAUGUGAGGAUUCCUGAUGUUGUCGAUUUUCCCAAAGCCCCCAAUCCGAGAGAAAGCAUUGACUUGGAGGCUAAAGUUGAAAAAACCGAAGGAGAAAUUAAGGAAAUGACCGAAAAUUCCGUGAAUUUAAAAUCCAAUUACUUGGAGCUUACUGAAUUAAGACACGUUCUGGAGAAAACACAGCAGUUCUUCAGCGAUCAAGAUGAAGCAAAUGGAUACGAAUCAGCUCACAAGGCCCUUAUCACCGACGACCAUAAUGCCUCUAUUAGAGGACAUCUGGGUUUCGUUGCUGGAGUUAUCAACAGGGAAAGAGUGCCCGGUUUUGAGAGAAUGCUAUGGAGAAUUUCCAGAGGAAAUGUUUUCCUCAGAAGGGCCGCAAUCGAAAAGCCACUUGAAGAUCCGCAAACAGGAAAUGAACAUUUUAAAACCGUGUUUGUUGCAUUCUUCCAAGGAGAACAACUCAAGUCGAGAAUUAAGAAAGUCUGUGUUGGGUUUCACGCAUCUCUCUACCCGUGCCCAAGUACGCAUAAAGAAAGAGUGGAUAUGCUUCAAGAAGUGAAAACUCGAUUGGAGGAUUUGCAAAUGGUGCUCAAUCAAACUGAGGAUCACCGACAAAGAGUAUUGAUGGGCGUAGCCAAAGAGCUUCAGAAUUGGAGCGUCAUGGUGUGCAAAAUGAAAGCAAUCUAUCAUACAUUAAAUUUGUUUAAUAUGGACGUGACCAAGAAGUGCCUUAUUGGAGAAUGCUGGGUGCCUUCUAAUGACAUAUCAACCGUCCAAAAAGCCUUGGGUGAUGGCUCUACUGCCAGUGGAAGCUCCAUUCCAUCUUUUCUCAACAUUAUCGACACUAGUGAAAUGCCACCGACCUUUAACAGAACCAACAAAUUCACUAGAGGGUUCCAGAACUUGAUCGACGUCUAUGGAAUGGCCAGUUACCGCGAAUGCAAUCCAGCUCUUUACACCAUCAUAACAUUUCCUUUCUUGUUUGCGGUCAUGUUCGGAGACAGUGGUCAUGCCAUCAUCAUGGCAGCUUUUGGUUUGUGGCUCAUCUUAGCAGAGAAGAAAAUUGCUGCUCAAAAAGGCAAAAGUGAAAUUUUCAACAUAUUUUUUGGCGGCCGGUAUAUUAUACUGUUGAUGGGGCUUUUCUCAUGUUACACAGGGCUAGUCUACAACGAUAUUUUCUCAAAAUCGAUAAAUAUAUUCGGCACUUCCUGGAGGGUCAAUGCAACCACUUUACCACCAAAUUUCACAGUGCAUACUUCUAGUGAUAGUACUGUUGAACUGCAGCUCAAUCCGCGCGAAAACUACCAGGGGAGUCCAUAUUUUAUUGGUUUAGAUCCCGUAUGGCAGGUAUCAAAAAACAAGAUCAUCUUCUUGAACUCUUAUAAAAUGAAAUUAUCCAUUGUCAUUGCCGUCGUUCAUAUGAUCUUUGGCGUGACCGUUAGCACCUUCAACUUUGUGCAUUUCCGUAAGCGUGCCAGUUUACUACUUGAGUUUCUGCCUCAAAUUCUGCUGCUCUGUUUCUUGUUCUUGUGGAUGGUUGUGAUGAUCUUUAUAAAAUGGAUAAAGUAUGACGGCUCAUUGGACGGAAUAGAUACGAAGCGUGGAUCAUCAUGUGCUCCGUCGGUACUGAUAUACUUCAUUAAUAUGAUGUUAUUCAGUGGUACCACAUCUGCGACUUCCGAUUGCGAUACUUACAUGUUUGAUUCUCAACCUUUAGUUCAAUACAUUUUGAUCCUAGGAGCUCUGAUUUGCAUACCCUGGAUGCUCUUAGGAAAACCAAUCUAUAUCAUUUGUACUCGAAAGGGCGCAAAAAAAGAAAUUGCACAUGUACGAAGUAACGGAGAUGUUAUCCCAAACUUGGAAAUGACUGAAGUCUCGACAAACGGUUCCGGUGCAACCUUAGAGGCAGGUCAAACGAUUAAACACGAAGAAGAGGAAGAGGAGGAGGAACCAAUGUCGGAGAUUUGGGUGCACCAAGCUAUUCAUACCAUUGAGUAUGUGCUCAGUACCAUUUCCCACACCGCUUCAUACCUUCGAUUAUGGGCUCUAUCGCUUGCCCAUGCGCAACUCUCCGAAGUAUUAUGGAACAUGGUCUUCCAAAUGGGCUUGACUGUGGAAGGAUACAUAGGAGUUGUAUACAUUUACGUAUUCUUUGCAGUAUGGGCGCUGUUCACUUUAGCAAUUUUGGUGCUGAUGGAAGGGUUGUCUGCGUUCUUGCACACUCUUCGUCUGCAUUGGGUUGAAUUCAUGUCGAAGUUUUAUGCUGGGCAAGGGUAUCCUUUUGAGCCCUUCAGUUUUAAGAAGAUCCUCGACGAGGAAGAGGAAGGGGCCGAAUAGGGGCGGGACCAACACUAUUAUUAUCAUCAAUUGCCUGGUGUAAACGGCAUUCUAUUGUUUUACUUUUGGGGAUUUAAUCAGGUUUACACAGAUCGUUAUUGUUUAUCAGGCAAACUGGAAAUAGCAAAUCUUAGAAAUACAUUGUAUUGACUGUU